AUGAUGGCAUGGGUCCGCCUUAACCAGCGCAUGUUCCCAACAGACCAGGAGGUACUUUUGUUCCUCCUAAUGAACAUGAAGGACACAGCAGGAGCAUGGGCACAUCCCCACCUUGACCAACUAGGGUCCCACAGGGCCAUCAUCCAAACGGUGGAGGAUUUCAGGAGGGAAUUCCUGGCUGCAUUUGGGAACCCGGACGCUACAAGGGCCGCGGAGCGGCAAAUUACCCACCUCACUCAGACAGGCACCUGUGCUGAGUAUAUCACAAAGUUCAGGACCAUUGCCAUGGACCUGGACUGGAACAACGCCGCCCUCCGUGGGCAGUUUGCACGUGGCCUCCACUGGGAGGUCAGCCGCCUCAUUGCCACUCAAGAGCGGCGCCCAACCACCCUCCUGGAGCUGCAGAACGCGGCUCUGGUCAUUGACAACGCCCUCCGCAAGGAGCGUGCCAGCCACCCGCCUAAGGGUAGUAAGUCUGGAACUUCCUCCACCCCCAAUAGGGGGGCAAGUACCGGCCAACAGGCCACAAGACCAGGACACCUCUCUAGCAAUCCUAAUUUUGUCUCCGAGGAGGAGCAGAACCGCCGCCGGGCCAAAGGCCUAUGCAUCAAGUGUGGCAAGACAGGCCACAAGUUUGCGGAAUGCCGCACUGGCUGGAAAGCCACGCCUAAGGAGGAAGGCGUCAAAAAAGAAGCCGCCAAGAUUGGCGAAGAGUCUGGAACCAAAUUGGGAAAAGACUAA
Messenger RNA from Rhizoctonia solani, 741 nucleotides. Its product is annotated as Retrotransposon-derived protein PEG10. Bases 1 to 741 code for a protein of 246 amino acids. The record is from RefSeq and is a predicted model, not a curated record. The transcript has a single exon. Lineage: Eukaryota; Fungi; Basidiomycota; Agaricomycetes; Cantharellales; Ceratobasidiaceae. Gene Ontology annotation, molecular function: nucleic acid binding; zinc ion binding.